AAUGCAUUUUUGGGUUAGUUAUGAUCGAUUUCAAAUGCUGCCCCGAUAUUCAUAUCUACCUACCAUUAGGUAAGCCCCCGUGAAUCUAUGUACAAAUCCCCGCUAGCAAUCUCAGUUUGGGAAUCGGAAAUAGGAACCACUAUUCACGACUUGUUUUCUUUUAAGCUCUUACAUCAUUUCAAGCUUUACUGUACGACGUGCCCAAUUAUUUGCCGUUUCCGAAUCGCUCUUGUGGCAUCGGGUACAGUUCAGGGUCACUGUUAUCGCCAGAUGAUUGGGCAACACGUCCACUUUGGAUUGAGAAACUUAAGAAGCUCCAGAUUAGACCCUCACUCCGCCACUGACCUUAACCGUUUGGAGGCUUUCCAAACAGGAGCAGGCGGCUAUUAGUUACCAUCAACAUCAAGGCCUGGAACUGGAUUGGGAGCGGAUAAUUGAUAACAAUUAAUGGGGCGAUGAACCAUCACCAGCGUUUGGACCAAUUGGGUGGCGUGCAUAAUUAGCUACCGCCGGAGACUUGUUUUCGCGGUGGUGUCCACCAAGUAAGCUCAACGAGAAUUCGAGUGCACACACACCGUUUGGGUGUGUUUUGUGUGUGCAAUUUGAAACCAGUUACAAAAGCUGACCCGCUUAGCCUGCUGGGUUAGAAAGACAUGGGCCAGCUGCAAGUGGCGCAUGUUCAGUAUCCGUUUGGACUCUAAGUGGAGCAGACCGUGCGAAAGUGAAAGGAUUACAGCAUGCAGACUAUCUUGGGAGCCUGUCUUGGCUGCUGCCUCUGGCUGCUUGCAUCCGUGCAGGCCUUGGAGAGUGUCUUUGGCUCAUUUAACCUGGAGCUGGAGUUCCCGUCGCCCCAGGAAAGGGAACGCACACUGAGGGAGGGCCUGUACGAUCCGAGCAGCGUCAUACCCGUCGAUGUGGAUGUAUACUACAAGCAUGGCGACGCCACACCCUCCAUUUUUGUGACCAUUCCUCGCUUUGCCAAGGGUGUUCCUUAUUCCCUGGCCUAUGUGACUAACGAGAUGCGACCGAAUGGAACGCUUCUGCAGGCCUAUCCCAGCUACGAGUGGCACAAGACCCACGGUGCGGACUGCAAUGGUCUAACCUCUGUGUACAGGACUCAAAUAGACGAAUGCGGCAGGAUGUGGAUCCUGGACAGUGGCGAGAUCGAUUUCAUUCAGCUUUGCCCGCCGCAGCUGUACGCCAUCGACUUGGAAAACGGCAAGAUCGUGCAUCAGUACAAGAUGCCAAAGCGACUGUACAAGGAGGGCGUGAGCCGCUUCGUCACCCCCACUGUGGAUCUGCAUCCCGAGAAUUGUGACGUAGCCUUCGUGUACAUGGCGGACUCUAUUGGGGACGGCAUCGUGGUGUACGAUGUGGCAGCUCAGCAGUCGUGGCGGAUUGAGAACAAGUUCACGUAUCCACAUCCAGACUUUGGCACCUUCACCAUAGCCGGCGAAAGCUUCCAGCUGUGGGACGGCACGGUAUCCACCACGCUCACCCCUCAUGGCCUUGGCGGUCGGCGGAUGCUGUACUUCCACUCGCUGUCCAGCGAAUGGCAGAUGGGCAUACCCCUGGACGUGGUCAACAACGGCAGCAAUUGGAAGCUAAACGAUAUCAGUGCCGCCUUGGAUCAGUUCCAGCUGCUGGGCAAGCGGGGCAGUCAGUGUGUGGGCACGGCCAUGAGUGAGACGGGUUUCCUGCUCUGCGGUUUGGUCAAGCCGUCGAGUAUUCUGGCCUGGAACAUUCGUGAGCCCUACAGCCAUCAGAAUCUGGUGAUGUUAGUAGAAGACGAGGAGCGGCUGCAGUUCACCAGCGGCCUGAAGAUCGUGCGGAAUCACGAGGGCAAGGAGGAGCUAUGGGCCCUGUCUAACCGGCUGCAGAAAGCCUUCGGAGCGGGAUUAAACUACAAGGAGGUCAACUUUCGCAUUCUUAAGUGCGGCGUUCAGGAGCUGCUCAGCGGUAGACCGUGCUAUUGACUUUGAAUCUAACCAAUAAAGCUAGUGUAUGGCCAUCA
This is a messenger RNA of Drosophila serrata, 2014 nucleotides long. It is a transcript of the gene yellow-d2, whose product is annotated as L-dopachrome tautomerase yellow-d2. The record is from RefSeq and is a predicted model, not a curated record. Lineage: Eukaryota; Metazoa; Arthropoda; Insecta; Diptera; Drosophilidae. Gene Ontology annotation, cellular component: extracellular region.